GUAAUGAAUUCCAGUAAAUUGCAGGUUUAAUUAUAAAAUGUUGGUGUGAGUCGAUUUCUCUCUCCUGCUUUAUUCUCCACCUGUGCAGUGCUGAUGGUGGUGUUGUGUCUCCUCAGCCAUGCAGUCCUGCAGCAUUCAUCACUGUGUCCUGUUCUUCCUCACCCUCACAUUCACCACUGCUCCUGUAUCAGCUGCUGUCUGUUCUGCAGCAGUGAAGCUUCAUCAGUCUGUGAUUCUCCCAUGUGAAUAUAAAUGUCCUGGUAUGGCCAAAUGGACCUUGACCAAUAAUCGAGAUGUUGUCCUGGCUCGGUGUGAUCAGACAUCAUGCAGCUCAGUGGAGGGAUAUGAAAUGUCUCAUGAUCAGUACCUGAAGGGAGAUCUCUCUCUCACCAUCACUGCAGCUGAUUACAGUAAGAGGAACACGUACGCGUGUGAGUGUGGAAUCUCAGACUUCUCUAUACAGCGCCUCAGCAUUGAGACUGUGUUCUCAGCAGUUCAGAUGAAUCCUGGUGAAGAUCUGAUCCUGGAUUUGAGCGUACCAGAGCCAGUGGAGGUGAUUUAUAAAAGCAGAGAUUCAGCUGAUGGUGAACAGAUCUGCACUGUGACUCAACGCUCACUACAGUGUAAAGCUGAAUACACACACAGAACAUCACUCAGUUACCCAGAGCUCAUACUGAGAGACGUGCAGCCGAGUGAUAGUGGAAGUUACACCAUCCGGGACCUGAAGAAUAACGAAGACAUUCGUGUGUACGAUGUCACUGUGACAGGGUUAACUAAGGGGGGUAUUGCAGCAAUAGUGCUGCUGAUGAUGCUGGUGGUGCUGCUGCUGGCGAUCACCGGAGUGAUAAUAUACAGAAGGAAAGCAGCUGAUCAGGAGCUCAAAAAGGUGAAGAUUCAAAUGGAAGAAACGGAUGAGCUCAUUAAGCAGGUUCAACCCAAAGAUACAGAACCAGAAGACCAGAACAGUCCAAAUAGCAACAACACGAUCACAGAUCUGGAGAAGGAGGAGAAGGUGAAGAAGGUGGAGAAGGCGAUUAAUGAUCUGGAACAGCAGUACACAGAGAACAGUAAAUAUUCUGAAUUUGUUGGAUUGUUCUGCAACCAAAAGAGAGCAGAGCUGAAAUUGUGUAAAACGGUGUACGCAACAAAACCAAACAGAGAGCUAGAGCCUGAGCCAGAACAGUUGAUGGAGACAGUGGAGGAUGUGGUGAAGAAUUUAGAGGACUUCAAAUGUGGAAUAUCCAAUCAGAAGCGCAUCCCUGUGCUGCGGUUCAUGUACAACCGUAUGAAGGUGUGUCUGAAGAUGAUUGAGAAGUGGAGCAAAAAGCAGAGAGAGGAGCUAAUUAAAUUCAAGCAGCAGCACAGUGGUGGAGCAGGAGCCGAUACAAUGAUUCAUACUAUGGAGAGACUUCUGGGUGUGUAUGAACAGUGGUGUAAAGAUAAGAUGAAUGAGCUGGAGGAAUACGGAGAGAAACUAGACUCUGCAGGAAGCCCUAAAGAAGAUCCAACAGCAGUGGAGCAUAGAGAAGGAGAAGAGCUCACACCACUGAACCCUGCUGUUUAAUCUACACAACAUGAUACAGAAACACAUACACAGGCUUGGGGAGUAAGGGAAUUUGGGGGGGGUCACAAAGCGGUAGCAGGGAAGUCACGAGAAAAUGUAAUGAUCUGAAUGCAGGACUUCAGGGUAAAAACACGUCACUUCACGCUUUCUGAUAAAAUUGAAGCAUGAAUCAGAAAACUGUCAUUAUGGCAAACUCGCUUGGGCAAUGUUAACUUGAUGCUUUCCCAUCACAUGAAAAAACUUUUCCCAUUCGCGUCGCUCUCUCUCUGUGAGGCUGGUUUCUCAGCACAGGUGUGCCUGAAGAACAUGUAUGGAGCCAGGCUCAUGGUUGAAGAUAGUUUGCGUUUUUCCUCAGCACUACUCAGCCACGACUGCAUUGCCUCACAUCCUCUAUCCCAAGCGAAUCCACCCCACUGAGCGAGUAGUGUCGUGGAAUUCUUUUCAGCUAAAAUAAAAACUUCAGAGGCUUGGAGUCUUGAUGCCAAAAAGGAGACUUUAUUGUAAAAAGCAACAAAGCCGAGAUGUUCUGCAGAGCAACUGAACAAUAUGAUCUCAGUACAGUCUUUUAUACAUUUUAAAUGCACAUCUUUCUAGACGAGGUUUUCCCUUUACACAAACAACUGCUAUCUGUUGGCUGUCUGCCACCAUUAAUUCUCAGUCUGGUCUCUAUCUCCUCUCACUUCCUUCAGUUAAUUUUAUUGCUGGAGAGAGAUAAGUUACUAUGUUUAUAUAUAUAUAUAGCACAUUCUUUCCUAAUCUCCAUGGACCUUGGAACAUCCUUUCACCUACAUGUUUUUCAGACAUUGAGAGAAUCCUGUACUUUGCACAGUUGGUUACUGAACUUUAGAUUACCUUAUACAUGAAUAUGAUAUUGCAUACUUAUCAUUACGUAUGUAAUUAUCUGAUGAUUAUACUGAUUACAUGAGUAAAUAUUCCAAAGUAAUCCCAAAUACUGAACUUGUUUUAUAUUAUAUUAGUCUUUAUUGCAAAACAUCGUCAUUCUUAACAGUGGGUCACACUUGCAAAAAAGGUUAAGAACCUCUGAUUUAAAGUUAAUGCUUUGAAAUUCCCUAGUUUGCAUGAUCACAGUUGUAGAUAAGAUUGCCAGCUGUGAAUGCUGUGCCUAGCUGGGAAUGUCCUGUAUUUUGGUAGAAAUGAACACGACUGCACCCCACGGUCACCCCACUCCAUCCAUUCCCAGUACACAGGAUGCUACUGUUAAAGCCAGUAAGGGGAAAUGAAAUGAAGAAAGAUCACGGCCUUGAUCAAUAUGUAUUCUGAAAUAGCCUAAUGUACAUGUAGAUCGUAUACAUGGUAUUUUUAAUGUUGUGUGAUGGUAAUGACAUUUUUUCCUUAUACUUUUUUUUUUUUAACAGUGAACAUUGUCACAAAGCAGCCUUACGGAAAUAAAUAGAUUCAAAUUAAAUUAAACCAAAAUAAAUUGUAAAUAUGUGAAUUUAUCCCUAAUGAGCGAGCCAGAGGUGAUGGUGGUGAGGAAAAAACUCUGAGAUGAUAUGACGAAGAAACCUUGAGAGGAACCAGACUCACCAGGGAACCCAUCCUCAUCUGGGUGAAAACCGGAUAGUGCGAUUAGUUAAUGAAAUUUGAAUGUAUAAGAACAAAAUGUACAAAGAAUGUACAAAGAACUGGAUUUUUUGCUGAAUCAAACUUUUAAACAAAUAAUAACGUGUUUAGAUGCAUGUUGCAAAAUUAGGAAAAUUAAUAAUAUUUUCGAUCUUCAGAUUUUUGAUUGGUCACUGCCCUUGCAGAAAUGUGCUCCACUCAUUUCCAUCAUAACUUCAGUUGAAACUCUAAAGUUGUUCUCUGUAAUGCUUUUGUGAU
Pangasianodon hypophthalmus (striped catfish) is the source of this 3406-nucleotide messenger RNA. RefSeq lists its product as uncharacterized. The record is from RefSeq and is a predicted model, not a curated record. Lineage: Eukaryota; Metazoa; Chordata; Actinopteri; Siluriformes; Pangasiidae. The transcript is spliced from 6 exons. The coding region runs from base 119 to 1564 and encodes 481 amino acids.